Molecule: messenger RNA, 711 nt
Organism: Soboliphyme baturini
Lineage: Eukaryota; Metazoa; Nematoda; Enoplea; Dioctophymatida; Soboliphymatidae
Source: the annotation of a GenBank genome assembly
AUGGCUAAAUCGACCAGCAUUCUGUUCAUCCUUCUCGUAUCCGUUUUCCUGUCGCUGGAGUCAUGUAACGUGCUCAAUGGUAGCGUUGCCGGCCUGAUUUGCGCCGGUCUACUAUUGUUCAAUUACAAGUCAACGCAGUUCAACUGGCAGGGGUUUUUGAUGACCGAGGCUGCCGCACUGUGCUGUGGUGUUCGAUGGGCGGUGUGCCAGAAGUUGGUGCAGAGAGACGUCCGAGGCAUUUACAGGUUACCAGUUGCGAUGAUAUCAACGCAGCCGUGGAUGAUUCUCGGUAUCCUGCCGCUGUGCCUUUAUUUUGAAGGCAAGAGGCUAUCGCUGCUGCUUGCCUCGCCGGAAGGACAUGAAUCGUUGUACUUGUCAAGGACGUCACUUCUUAUAUGUUUUGGCGGCAUGCUGGCAACGGUGAUGGAACUGACCGAAUAUCUCUUGCUUCUUUAUACCUCCAGUCUGACGCUCAGUAACUUUCAGGAAGUUGUUACACUGGUAAUCGCUUAUUAUUACAAAGGCGACAUCAUGUCGGUGAUGAAUAUUGUCGGUUUGGUCAUGUGCCUGAGUGGAACUCUUCUGCACGUUGUUAACAGGACUAGAAUGGAAAGACAUAAAUCGGCACGGAACGCUGAACACAGAUCAGAUUGCCUUCGCGAUCUUCACAAGACUAAAGACUGGAGCGCUCAUAAAAUACGGAGGAUCUAG